Messenger RNA from Podarcis raffonei (Aeolian wall lizard), 3258 nucleotides. It is a transcript of the gene NKX6-1, whose product is annotated as NK6 homeobox 1. NCBI's taxonomy places the organism in Eukaryota, Metazoa, Chordata, Lepidosauria, Squamata, Lacertidae. Gene Ontology annotation, biological process: cell differentiation; regulation of transcription by RNA polymerase II. Gene Ontology annotation, molecular function: DNA-binding transcription factor activity, RNA polymerase II-specific; RNA polymerase II cis-regulatory region sequence-specific DNA binding. The record is from RefSeq and is a predicted model, not a curated record. The transcript is spliced from 3 exons. Gene Ontology annotation, cellular component: nucleus. The coding region runs from base 521 to 1609 and encodes 362 amino acids.
CCCUUUUCAAAGCGCCCACAGACCAGGGACCUCUCUCUCCACCCUUAGUAGCAGGAAGACUCAUUCUGCUUUCGCAGAACUAGGACUGCUCCCCGCGCCGCCUUCUGCCUUUUCUGAAAACCCUGGAAGGCGGCCUGAACCCCCAAAUCGGGACGCUGCUCAGACCCAGAGCAGGGAACACCCUCAGUCCAGACAGCCUCCCUUCCUUGUACCCGAAUCUCAAGGAACAAAUUGCCCCUGCACCCCAACACCAGAGCGUCCUCGCUUCCACAGUACCCCGAGAAUCAGGCCCUCUUCCUUCUCCCCUUCCCUUCCAACAGCGGAGCAUCCCCCUCCCUUCCCGCAGUUUUAGGGGGGCUGGUCAGUCCCACCCCCUUCUCCCUGGUUCCCUCCUCCGCCCCCAGUAGGAGGAACCCCUUGUCCUUUCCCCACCUCUGCCGUUCGAAUCCCAGACGUCCGGCCUUCCGAGAGCGCAGGGGGUCGUCUCGGUGCAGCCCCUGGGAGGCCGCCCGGCCCGGGGAUGCUGGCGGUGGGGCAAAUGGAUGGCACCCCCCGGCAGAGCGCCUUCCUGCUCAGCAGCCCCCCCUUGGCCGCCUUGCACAGCAUGGCCGAGAUGAAGACCCCUCUGUACCCCGCCGCGGCCUACCCGCUGCCACCCCCCACAGCAGGCUCGGCUGUUCCCAGUGGACCCUCGUCCUUGUCCUGUUCCUCCUCUUCCUCGUCGUCGUCUUCCUCGGCCUCGGCCUCUCCCUCGCCGCCGCUGGGCUCCCCGACACCGGCCGGCCUCAAGCCCCACAGCACGGGGGCCCUGUCGGCGCUGGGUUCCCCCCCGCAGCAGCUCUCCGCCGCCACCCCGCACGGCAUCAACGACAUCCUCAGCCGGCCGUCCAUGCCCGCCCUCGCCGUCUCCUCGGCCGCCGCCGCCUCCUCCUCGGUGGCCUCCUCGACGUCCGCCUCGCCGGCCGCUGGCCUCCUGGCGGGGCUGCCUCGCUUCAGCAGCCUCAGCCCCCCGCCGCCCCCGCCGGGCCUCUACUUCAGCCCCAGCGCCGCCGCCGCCGUGGCCGCCGUGGGGCGCUACCCCAAGCCCCUGGCCGAGCUGCCCGGCAGGACCCCCAUCUUCUGGCCAGGGGUGAUGCAGAGCCCGCCUUGGAGGGACGCGAGACUCGCCUGCACGCCGCAUCAAGGCUCGAUUUUGCUGGAUAAAGACGGCAAAAGGAAGCACACAAGACCGACGUUUUCCGGCCAGCAGAUUUUCGCUUUGGAAAAGACUUUUGAGCAAACGAAAUACUUAGCCGGGCCGGAACGGGCAAGGCUCGCCUAUUCGCUGGGGAUGACCGAAAGCCAAGUCAAGGUUUGGUUCCAGAACCGGAGGACCAAAUGGCGGAAGAAGCACGCGGCCGAGAUGGCUACGGCCAAGAAGAAACAAGACUCCGAGACGGAGCGGCUGAAGGGCACCUCGGAGAACGAGGAAGACGACGACGACUACAACAAGCCCCUGGACCCCAAUUCAGACGACGAGAAGAUCACGCAGUUGCUGAAGAAGCACAAGACCGCGGGCGCCAGCGCCAGCCUCCUUCUUCACACAUCGGAGAACGAGGGAUCCUCCUAGACGGCAGAGAUCCCGCCUAGAUCCCGCCCGGUAGAAGGAGAGCGAGGGGCCCCGAUCUCAUCAUCCAUCCAUCCCCGACGGCUGCUUCUUCCACGACCCUGCACCCCCUCCAGACAGAUGUACAGAUCUAUUUUUCUACCCAGAGAAGAAGGAGAAGAGGUUCCCCGACGUGUUUCAGUUUUGUUUGCUGGUGCUGGUGGUGGUGGUGGUGGGGAAUGACUGUCGGCGGGCCGGCUGUGCGGCCCCCGCUUCCCUCCCUGAUUCCGCAAAGGGGAUCGGCGCCGCUCGACGGCCAACUUCGGUCUCCCCUCUCUGCCCCCUGCUGGCCAGACUCAGAACUACAUCCGUGGGCGACUCUGUAAAUACCGUAAUGGGGGGGAAAAGCGAGCGCACUUCUUUGACUGUGAAUAUUUAACGUGUACAAUACUUUGGUUUCUUGUUCGUUUGAGUGUAUGUGUGUGUGCGCGCGCGCCUAGAAAGAGUGCGUUGGCUGUUUGCAUUUCCUUUACUCCUCCGUGUGGCUUUAUUGGGGGAAAGCUCGCUUCUAAAAGUCCUUCUCGUUCGGUUUCAGUAGUGAGAUUUGUGGCAUAUGAAAGCAGGUAGGGAUUUAUUUUCUGAAAUAGCUCAUAAUUGUUCUCCUGUCCCUGUCCUUCGCUGGCUGCGCAAUAUGAAUCGGUGCCAGAGUUGGGGCUCCGAAAAGGGAGACGGAAGGAAAUAUAACCAGUUUCGUUUCAGCGAAUCGUCUUCUGCCAGUGUAAGACUAGGCAAGUUUGAGGGUCGCACAGGAGUCUUCAUCAGACAGAAGCAGAAUUUUGUGUAAUGUUGGCAUUUGCACAGUUGGCUACAGUCUCAGAUUUGAAUUUAGUCGCUCUGCUCCCCUGCACACUUCCUUGGAAGCGAGAUCCUUUGAAUUCAUCUAGAUAUUCUUCCAAGUGAAUGGCUACAAAUUUUCCUUUAUUUCCCCUCAGUUUUAAUUGAGUCCUAGAAAAUGAAGCUAAUGAUCUCUUUUGCUGUUUGCCAAGCAUAGAAUGUUCCUUAUGCCAGAUGCCAAUAAGGCUAUUUAAUUACUAGCAUCUGAUUUAAUUUAAAUUUAAUUUUUUUGUUUGGUUUUUGUUUUUUGUUUUUUGGAAGCAAGCCUGGGAGAGUUGAAUAUUUUUAAAUGGUUGACCUUACCUUUUCCCAGAAAAAAAGCAUAUUAAAUUUGCUGUGGAGAUAUAUUCCAACUUUUUCCUGCUCAAAAAGAAAUUCCCCCAUUCGUUUUAGUUACUGUAAUUGACUUUGAAAAAUGUGGAGUACAGUAUUGGUCUCCCCCUUUUGUAUAAUAACGAACACUGUAGACUGCCCAUUCUCCCCUUUUUCUUUUAAAAGCUAAUGAUAACAUUGUAUUAGCAUCUUAACCUUUUAUUAAUUUAUAUGAAAACCGUUCGGUUUGUAAAGAGAACAGCAGUAACAACAUCCUUUGCAAGACCAGUUCAAUGCCAUUGCACUUUGUUUUUUUGUUUUAGUUUUUUUAAAAAAAGAUAAAACAAUUAAAAUCAGCGACAAAACAAGACGUCUCUUGCCUGGAAGAAAGAGUGGGGGAAGGGGUGUGUGAAUAUAAUGCGAUCUCGUCUGAGAUUAAAUAAUAAAAUUGGUCGUGCAGAAUCUGA